CCACAUCUUCUCCUCCUUCAGCUUUAAUUUGAAAAUUGAAUUUCACCUUUUCUCAAGCAAUACAUAUUCUCUCUGGAAGUCAAAAAUCCCGCAUUAGUCGUCAGCUAUUCCUGUGAUUAACCGCUUAUAAGAGCAAUGGCAACUGGAAGUCCUUAUUUUGAUGACUUGCGAUGUCAAUCUGAGGUCAUUAAUCCUCCACGAAAUGAAGACUGCACAGACAUUGGUGAACAUAUGAAUGAGCUUGCUCAGCAUACAACAAAACCUAAUGCGACUGUUUCUAGUAGUGUUCGUGAAUUAUUGGAAUGCCCAGUGUGCUUAAAUGCUAUGUAUCCACCCAUUCAUCAGUGUUCCAACGGUCACACACUGUGUUCUGGUUGCAAACCUAGGGUGCAUAAUCGCUGUCCAACAUGUCGGCAUGAGCUUGGUAAUAUUCGAUGCCUUGCAUUAGAGAAGGUUGCUGCAUCUCUUGAGCUCCCAUGUAAAUAUCAGAGCUUUGGAUGUAUAGGAAUCAUUCCUUACUACAGCAAGCUGAAGCACGAAUCUGAAUGCUCUUUCAGACCCUAUAAUUGCCCCUAUGCUGGCUCAGAGUGCACCGUCAUUGGCGACAUCCCAUAUUUAGUUGCCCAUUUGAAAGAUGAUCACAAAGUUGAUAUGCAUGUCGGCAGUACUUUCAAUCAUCGUUAUGUAAAAGCAAAUCCCCAUGAAGUGGAAAAUGCUACAUGGAUGCUUACUGUUUUCAGUUGCUUUGGUCAGUACUUCUGUUUACACUUUGAAGCAUUUCAACUUGGAAUGGCACCAGUUUAUAUUGCAUUUUUACGGUUCUUGGGUGAUGAUGAAACGGCAAAGAACUUUAGCUACAGUCUUGAAGUUGGAGGCAAUGGAAGGAAGAUGAUUUGGCAAGGGGUACCAAGAAGCGUUAGGGACAGUCACCGUAAGUUGUAGGAAGAUUGGGUCAAAAUCAGGGACAAGUAUGACGCAGCUUGAAGCCUUCAACCUACUGCCAGUCUGCCACAUGUUCAUAUAAUAGAAUAUUUUUAUUUGACGAAAAAAAAGAGAAUUCCUUAUUUAAAUGAUUUUAUUUUACUGACAACCCCAAUUUAGGGUCCACAUAAAUUUCUGGCUAAGAUUGCAACUGCUUUUCUCUUUCUGUCUGCCAAAAAUUUGGACCCCUUCGUUUUUCCCCUCUAAGCCACAUAUAUUCUGUUUCCAUUUUUCUUUUCUUAUUUUCCUUUUAUUGGGGGUAAAUUACAUACUACACCUACUAUUAAUUUACCAACGUAUUUUAUAUUACCGUUGACUGAUAUUAUAUUUA
This is a messenger RNA of Nicotiana tabacum (common tobacco), 1312 nucleotides long. Lineage: Eukaryota; Viridiplantae; Streptophyta; Magnoliopsida; Solanales; Solanaceae. The record is from RefSeq and is a predicted model, not a curated record.